AAAAUUACACGUAGAUAUCGGGAAAUCGUAAAAAUUCAAAUCGAAUGGAAAUAAAUCUGGUUCGGCAUUAUGUUUAUGGGCCGCUAUACAAGUUGUGAGGGGUAAGAUGAUUGACGUGGAGCCAUGGUGCGAGCGGUGCCGUACCUCGUCCUCGUGCUGACGUUACUGCAAAUCGCAACAGCCUUCGUAUUCAACGAGACAUUAAUAGAUGAUUAUGAGAAUAAACUGAAAGAUGGCAAUUUGAACUUAGGAGAAACAAGACGGCAGAGCAAGAAGAAAGCGAUAUCCACUUCAUCAUCGGGGAAGCGAGGGGGUUCGCGUAAUAAGGACGGAGGUGACUCCGAGUCGUUAGAACAAUCCAUCACAGAGGAAACUUCGUCGUCAUCUGAAGACGAUAAACGAAAGAAGAAAGAUCGCACACCCAAGUCUACUGUAGAACGGAAAGGAUGGCUAAAGUGGCAUCGUAAAUGUACAAAAUGUCCGGAGGACAUGUCUAAGAAAUGGCGCGACCCCACCAUCAAGUGGAUCUGCGGAGCGUACCAGCGAGCCAGGAGGUCGUUCAAGAGUCUCUGCAUGAUGCACUACAGGAACUGCCAGGAUGGUACCAUGUUCACGAAGAUAGCUGACCAUCGGUGUCCGAACGGCAGUAACCAAAUCAGACCCUACAACCUGCACUUCUUCUACGACUACAAAGUAAUUCUGACGGGAGAGACGUCCGACUCUGGCACCAUACAGUCCAGUGCGGAAGCCGACUCCUCAUCCUCCUGGGACUCAUCCCGCAUAGCCAAGUUACCACCAAUAAGAGUCCAAUAGUACAGAUUAUGUUUGUCAUAUUUAUAAUAGCUGAAUAGUUUAUGAAGUUAAAUAAACAAACGUAACACCA
Molecule: messenger RNA, 883 nt
Organism: Spodoptera frugiperda (fall armyworm)
Lineage: Eukaryota; Metazoa; Arthropoda; Insecta; Lepidoptera; Noctuidae
Exons: 5
Coding region: 124-813 (229 amino acids)
Source: RefSeq, a predicted model, not a curated record